Populus euphratica (Euphrates poplar) is the source of this 765-nucleotide messenger RNA. RefSeq lists its product as uncharacterized. The record is from RefSeq and is a predicted model, not a curated record. The transcript is spliced from 2 exons. The coding region runs from base 134 to 739 and encodes 201 amino acids. Gene Ontology annotation, biological process: signal transduction. NCBI's taxonomy places the organism in Eukaryota, Viridiplantae, Streptophyta, Magnoliopsida, Malpighiales, Salicaceae.
ACGCUGUCACCUAUAAAUGUUCGAUCCCGCCGGUAGAGCAAGGACAUGUAGAAAAUAAAAAAUAAUACAAAACAAUCGAGUUCUUUAUUGUACCCAAAUUAUCAUUUUUUUCCCUCAGCUUCUUCAUCAAGCCAUGCAGCAGCGUUCAGCAUCAACAGCCAAGAACUUAUGUCGUAAAAUCUUGAACCACCAUAACCAAAUCCAAUCCCUUAAAAGACCACCCUGUGAUGUUUUCAUUAAUCAUCGGUGCAUCGACACGAAGAGGACCAUUUCUGGGUUGCUCUUUGAUCAUCUUUCUAGACUCAGGCUCCAUCCAUUUUUGGAUAGCAAGAACAUGAGACCUGGUGACAAACUAUUUGACAACAUUGAUAGAGCUAUCCAUGAAUGUAAGGUUGGGGUUGCUGUAUUUUCUCCCCGUUAUUGUGAGUCAUACUUUUGUCUCCAUGAACUGGCUUUAUUAAUGGAGACAAAGAAAAGAGUUAUACCUAUAUUCUGUGAUGUCAAACCGUCUCAGCUCCAUGUCAAGGAUAACGGGAUUUGUCCUGGCGAAGAGCUGCGAAGGUUUACAUAUGCUCUCGAAGAGGCAAAGUACACCGUUGGACUUACAUUUGACACACUUGAAGGGAAUUGGUCUCAAUUCUUAACGACAGCAAUGGAUGCGGUUGUGCAUAAUUUGAUCGAAGUGGAUGCAGAAGAAACACACAAGCACCGUACAUAUUUCAUGAAGAAUUAUUACUGACGAGAAAUCAAGAUGAAGCAAACAUA